This is a messenger RNA of Metarhizium brunneum ARSEF 3297, 1332 nucleotides long. RefSeq names its product FAD-dependent monooxygenase afoD (gene afoD). Lineage: Eukaryota; Fungi; Ascomycota; Sordariomycetes; Hypocreales; Clavicipitaceae. Gene Ontology annotation, molecular function: FAD binding. The record is from RefSeq and is a predicted model, not a curated record. Gene Ontology annotation, biological process: secondary metabolite biosynthetic process.
AUGACGACCGGCAGCAUCAACGGCAACGAUGGCGUUGCACCCUCUCUUGAUGUGGCCGUCGUGGGCGGUGGAAUCAUCGGUGUCAUGACGGCCAUCGGCCUGCGUCGCCGGGGCAUAAACGCAGUCAUCUACGAGAGGGCGCCGACCUGGCACGAGGUCAGCGCCGGGUUUUCCUUCACGGGCGCGGCGCGGGUGUGGAUGGAGCAGAUAGACCCGGCCCUCCUCGAGCUGCUGGGCAGCAUCAGCCAGAAGACGGACGCCAGCAGCAGCAACGCCUACUGGAAUGGCUACCACCCGCGCACCCGAGAGGAGGCCGAGGAUGCGUCCAAGUCGCUGCUUUUCCGGACGCGGAUCGACAACCUCGAUUUCUGGGGCUGCGUGCGCUCGCAGUUCCUGAACGGCAUGGCGGCCCUCCUGCCCGAGGGGGCGGUGAGGUUUGGGAAGCGGCUCGUGAGCUACGACGAUGACGAGCAGAACGGCAAGGUCCUUGCGCACUUUGACGACGGUAGUACGGCCGAGGCCCAUGUCCUGCUUGGGUGUGACGGCGUCCAUUCGACGACGCGGAGAGUGCUGCUGGGCGCCGACCAUCCGGCCUGCCGGGCGGGCUUCAGUCACACCGUUGCCUACCGCACCAUGGUUCCCAUGGACGUGGGCAUCGCCGCCCUGGGCAACAAGGUGGCCAGGAACGCCUGCAAUCACCUGGGGCCAGGCGCAGACCUGCUGGUGUAUCCGGUCAUGUCCGGGACGCUUCUGAACAUGGCCGUCUUCGCCCACGACGCCUCCGAGUUUCCCGACCCCGACAAGAUGGCGGUGCCGGCCGCGCGAAGCGAGAUCGAGCAGCUGUUCAGGGGCUGGAGCCCGCCGCUCGCCGACAUUUGGAAGCUGUUUCCGGAGAAGACGGUCAAAUGGGGCAUCUUUGACCUGGAGCAAAACCCGCCGCCGACGUACGCGCGCGGCCGGGCCUGUCUUGUCGGCGACGCGGCGCACGCCAGCACGCCGUACCUGGGCGUCGGCGCCUGCACCGGCGUCGAGGACGCCCUGGUCAUCUGCACGCUCCUGCAGGCCGUGCAGCAGAGGGCCCUCGGCGGCGAGGCGCUGCGAGAGGCGCUGACGGACGCGCUGCAGACGUACAACCGCGCCAGGCUGGACCGCGGCCGCUGGAUACAUCACCACUCGCGCGACAUGGGCCAGCUGUAUCAUUGGAGGUACGGCCCGACGGGGCGCGACCCGGAGCGGAUGAAGCGGAAGCUCGAGGAGAACUGGGCCGCCGUCGUCACCUACGAUGUUUUGGCGUCGUUGCAGCCUGACGCCGUGCGAACCGGCAUGGCCUAG